Messenger RNA from Amoebophrya sp. A25, 1710 nucleotides. The record is from the annotation of a GenBank genome assembly. NCBI's taxonomy places the organism in Eukaryota, Dinophyceae, Syndiniales, Amoebophryaceae.
AUUUUGUUGGUCUCGUUGUUAGUAAAAUGAGAGCGCACAAGCUAUUAAUCUUCAACAUUGAGAGUGGUCAUCAGCAAAGGAUUUGUCUGUCGCUCUGCUUCCCAAAACCCCAUGAUACCUUCAAAUGCCCCAGCUUCAAGUCCUAGCUUUUCCGAAAAAUUGAUAUUGUCAUAGUGCCGAUUGUCAUAUUUUUUGACAUCAAUUUCCAUCACGCAAUCACGUCACUACUUACUUUGUUUUCUGAAGUUAGUAGACAUCACACAAUCACGUUGUCGACGCCUAUCACACAAUCUCCUACGGACGGGUUGCAGCCAGAGUGGUCGCAAGUAAAAAAGUCUUCAUAGAAAAUAUCUCAAGCAGAACUAAAAGUAGAGCCUCAACCUCCACUUCUAUCCUCUACUAUUAUAGUACCACUACCAGUAGAGGUGGACAUACAAAAAAUACAAGAAGCAACAUGUCGCAGCUAGAGUCAUUACGGAAGAUAAUUCGAGAGGCGUUCGGCUUCUUCGAUAAGUUGGGGAAUGCGACAGUGACGCAAGAAGAAGUCGCUACCAUCAUGCGAUAUCUCGGACAAUUUCCCAGCGAACAGGAUGUUGUGGAGGUGAUUCUGAGGGAGAUACAGGUAUUCGUAACUUAAGUUAAAAACUUCAUGUAGUUCUCCACUAGGGAGCUACGAUAGAGGUGGUGCAUCAGUCAGAUGACGACUCAUUAGUCAAAUGUCAAUUAGUCCCUUAGAUUGAUAAACUGACUGACUCAGCACGCUGGAUUUUACUUGGUAACUAGAAUCAUUCUCAUUCCUCUCUCUCUCUCUCUCCUCAUCGUUCAUGGCCAAUCCUUGUUCACCCAUCCAUCUCGAACCAGGACGACGAUCCUUCCAAUGUCGUGUCGUAUGAUGCAUUCGAGAAGAUGAUGCUGCGGUGUUUGAUGGAAAGGGAAUACGACCCGGAUGAUAGCGAAACUCUUUUGGCGGCUUUUAAUUAUGGCAGUUUCUUGUGAAUACUUGUCACAUCUGGGAAGCUACUACUACCAACUUGGAUACCUACAUCCUCUGGGAAGAUAGAACUACUACGAACCAUCUCACUCUCUCUCAAGUGAUACAGCUGAAUGCUUUAGUCUAAUAUCACAAACCGGUAGAGGACUGCUUCUUGAAGAAACGCCAUAAUGAUAAUCAGGAGUAAUUCCACAGUAUUAGCAACCAGCUUUAAUCCCUAGUCCUCGAUCCAGAUAAUCGAGGUUACAUCGAUGUAGACAAGAUGAAAGAGUAUCUUGGAAGCGGCGCAGUAGGGUUCCGUGAGAAGGAAUGGGCCGAAUUCUACGACUAUGCCAAGGAUAGGGAUCCGAAUAACACGAAGUACUCCUAGAUUGAUUUUGCGAUGGUAAAAAGUUACCUAAUUAUAACUGCAACUACUUCCGCUUUUUACUCAUUAUAACUGCCAAUGAUGAUGAUAAAACUACUCAUCACCACAGCCGAAUAUAUUACGAGGACUAUGUGGCAAAGCUGACGGGGUUUGUGGACAAGCACAUUGAGACGCUUUACGCUGAUGCUAAAAAGUGAAGACGUCGCAGUCAGUCCUGGAUUUGCGAGAGAUGUUGAUGUAGUUAUUUGAGGAUUUACUAGAGAUUUUGACCGUCUAUUAGUAGAAGGCUACUUGUUUUCAGUACCCGUACACAAUUUCUUGGACUUGUUGCGUUUCUUUGAGAGCGCUGUAU